GAAAUUAAACCAAAUAUGAUAAUAGAAAUGAAUCCAGAAUCAACAUUUUGUCAAUCUGAAAUACAAAAUGGAGAUAUAAUUUGCUUCCAAAAAGCUUUAACAGGAAAAGAGAUUAAAGAACUAUUUAUUACAGUUGAACUAUUGUCCAAUGUAAAGAGUGAAAUAUAA
Molecule: messenger RNA, 168 nt
Organism: Entrophospora sp. SA101
Lineage: Eukaryota; Fungi; Glomeromycota; Glomeromycetes; Entrophosporales; Entrophosporaceae
Source: the annotation of a GenBank genome assembly